Acanthamoeba castellanii str. Neff is the source of this 744-nucleotide messenger RNA. RefSeq lists its product as uncharacterized. The transcript is spliced from 3 exons. The record is from RefSeq and is a predicted model, not a curated record. NCBI's taxonomy places the organism in Eukaryota, Discosea, Longamoebia, Acanthamoebidae. The coding region runs from base 1 to 744 and encodes 247 amino acids.
AUGUUCAUGCUCAUGCGAACAGCCACCUAUGAACGCGACAUCGCCACUGCCAUGACAGAUCCACACAACAAACCUGGCGAUCUCUUUCAGAUGCACCAACCGAUCCCCGGCGCGCCAUCGCCCAUGCCGGCCAUGGUGUGCGUCAUGAUGGUAAGGGAGGCCCCUGAUGGCACGCUCGCCAACACCCAGCUGUCCAUUGGCGAACAACUCUCCAUGGCCUUCCAGCUCAUCUACGCCACCGCGUGUCUUGAAAGUCACAUCCAAGAGAUGGUGCACAUGCCACCAUUCAAAGAGAAGCGCAACAUGGUCUGGUGCAGUGACUGGCGCGCUGCCCUGUUCAAGCCUGAGGUGUUGGUUGGCGUGGUGCUGAUGGAUUGCAUGGACCACUGGGAUCUGAUCGAGGCCAAAGGAUUCUGUGGCAUGCUUGAGGCAUUGGAGCCAGGUCUGUGCACCAACACAUACCUGCCACCCACUGACAAGGACUAUUGCACCUGCAUACUUGUCCUGAGGACAUUGGCGCUGUCAGCCCUGGUGGAAAUGACCAUGGAUGACAGUGGUGAAGAGUUCAUCAAGUUCUUCCCUCACCUUCACAUGGCCGCUGAUUGGCCCAAUCUUCACACCAUUGUCAAGGGCAUGGAUCUGAUCAACACUGGCAUGAUCACUGACUCCAUCCAGCAUGUGGCAUUGCAUGCAUAUGACACCACCUACCUCGCCAACAUCAACACUGAAAACAACAACAAUUGA